Mangifera indica (mango) is the source of this 897-nucleotide messenger RNA. RefSeq lists its product as uncharacterized. The record is from RefSeq and is a predicted model, not a curated record. Lineage: Eukaryota; Viridiplantae; Streptophyta; Magnoliopsida; Sapindales; Anacardiaceae. The coding region runs from base 91 to 768 and encodes 225 amino acids. The transcript has 2 exons.
AAAAAAUAAAUAUAUAUGAUAAUAUUAAAAGUAAUUUGCCUUAUUUAUCCCUCCGUUAUCCCAAAAUGGGGUUUAGCCUAAACGUGAACAAUGCAGCCACCGUCUCGGCACUCCAGUUUCUUCUCCUCACUGAAGCAGGUUGAGAAAAGAUUGAAACUUGAACAUCAGACACAACCCGCAUCCACUUCCUCUUCACAACCGGCUCAAGAAACCAACUUUAAGUUCACAUCUACAGAACAAUCGCUAGGCUCCCCACUAUAUCUCUAUUUAGACGGAACCGACAACGACUCAACUCUUCAACAUAGCGGCAACAGUGAAGCCCCAGAAGCAUUUUUAUCUUCGUCUCCUGAAUUUCCACCUUCAACGCAACAGAACCCUUCUCGGAUGACGACCCAUGAUCAAGAAUCUAACGAUGUUGAUGACAUUAGAAUGUUGAUGCAGCUUCUGGGUAUAUCAGAUCCUUUGGAAGAGAGAAAUGAAAAAGAGGAAGAAAGGAGUGGUGUUGAUAAUUGUUGUGAAUGUGAAGGGGGGUUCUAUGAAAAGAUUGUUGGAGUUAAGGGACCCAAGUGUGAGAAGGAAGUGGAGAGACUGGAGGGAUGGAUUAAGUACUUUUUGGGAAGUUGCAAAGGGGAGGAGCCGUUGAGGUUGGCCUAUUUGCUUCUGGGCAAAGCUGCUUUUGCGUUUGAUGGUGAUGAUUGUGGAUUUGGCGGCUUGGAGUUUCCUUCAACCAUAGAUGAAUUCUUAAAGAAUGAUCCGCCAAAAGGGUAAAAGCAAACUUUAGUAUCAUGGCUAUAGUCCAUAGAAUUAGCUUGUACUAUGUAUGAUCGAUUAGUUCUUAUUGAAUGAUGAUUUUGUGAAAAUUAAACAAAUAGUAGUCUAUCAAUUUUUUCCCUGGUU